This is a messenger RNA of Daldinia decipiens, 1495 nucleotides long. RefSeq names its product inhibitor of apoptosis-promoting Bax1-domain-containing protein. Gene Ontology annotation, cellular component: mitochondrial inner membrane. The coding region runs from base 105 to 1148 and encodes 347 amino acids. The record is from RefSeq and is a predicted model, not a curated record. The transcript has 2 exons. NCBI's taxonomy places the organism in Eukaryota, Fungi, Ascomycota, Sordariomycetes, Xylariales, Hypoxylaceae.
GGCGUCAUUGUUCGCAAUCUUCUUCCACAACUUGAACAAACCGUCCAACCUUAAUCAUUCCUUUUGUCGCUUUUCAUAACCGCCUACCUGUGAAGCACGCGAAAAUGUCCUUCUCGAUUACUCUCCGCCAGGGACCUGCGCGCCUGGCAUCCAGGUUGCCAGAGAUCUCCAAAUCCUCUCUUCGAACCGUAGUUCCUGCCCGAGCUUUCCAUCAGUCCGCCACCAGACCAUCCAACUUCUUCACAUCGCGAACGACGCUCGUAUCAAAGCUGUCGCGGACUACACCAAAAAAUGCAUUUACGAAAUCGUUAAGAACCUACAUACAGCAGCCUGCUGCCCCCGCGACCGAUUCUGGCUCGACGAUCCGCCGACUGCUAACCGGUGGCGCAAUUUUUGGUGGUACUCUAAUCGCAAUCAACGCCGUUUUCAACCGCGAGACCCGAGAGGAUGGCGGUAUGCCACCAUUCGAGAGAUCUUACCUUAAUCAGACCUUCCUUCAUACUGGCCUUGGUAUCGGCAUUAUCGGUAUCACGGCGCGGCAGAUGAUUCAGAGCGGUUUCGUUUACAGAAUAAUGGUGACGAACCCGUGGGUUGUAGCCAUUGGAGGUCUGGCUCUCAGCUUUGGCACUAUGCUCGGAACAAGGGCUAUCGACCCUGAUAACUAUGUCCCCAAGUACGCCCUCUGGAUUGCGUUCAAUGCUACUCAGGCCGCCUUCAUCGCCCCUCUUGUCGCUUUCGCUCCCGGUGCUCUGAUCGCUCGUGCCGGACUCUAUACUGUCGCGAUGAUGGGUUCUAUCUCAUUCGUGGGUGCUACCGCUAAGCAAGAGAAGUACAUGUACAUUGGUGGCCCUCUCCUUGCCGGAGCUGCAAUCGUUGCCGUUUCGGGUCUUGCCCCGCUCAUCAUACCGGUUACGGCCGUCCGAACAUUAGCAAUUACGGAGAACCUUUGGCUGUACGGUGGUCUGGCAGUCUUUGGUGGCUUCACGCUAUACGAUGUGCAGAAGAUCCUCUACCACUCCCGCUUGGCUGAGCGAGGUAUCAUCAAGAAGGACCCAGUCAACGAGAGCAUUUCGCUCGAGUUGGACUUCUUGAACAUUUUCAUCAGGAUGGUCCAGAUCUUGAUGAUGCAGCAGAACCGCAGGAAGUAAUCGGGCGAUGAUUAGGAUAAGGACUUGUUAGCAGGGCAUGCUGUCAUGAUGGGAUGAAAGGAGGGGUCAGGCUUAAGUGUAAGGUUGAUAAUGCCUCGCUUUUAAUCUGGGUAUCAGAGGCAGAAUGGAAACUCCCCUCUCCUGGCCACGCAAGGAUUGUCUAGGACUAUACGAAUGUAUUAACUAGCGUAACUAGUCGAAUAAAAAUAGUAAAACAAUUAGGAAUAACUAUUAUCAAAUAUGGAUCGUAUGUAUGGGUAUGUGGUUGAGAAGAUAUCUCGAUAUUACAUGCCAAGGAUUCAGCCUAAAGAACUACAUAGGCGAACAGCCCCCUGGCUAGAUUGAUU